Messenger RNA from Plasmodium cynomolgi strain B, 4365 nucleotides. RefSeq lists its product as hypothetical. Bases 1 to 4365 code for a protein of 1454 amino acids. The transcript has 2 exons. The record is from RefSeq and is a predicted model, not a curated record. Gene Ontology annotation, molecular function: metal ion binding. NCBI's taxonomy places the organism in Eukaryota, Apicomplexa, Aconoidasida, Haemosporida, Plasmodiidae.
AUGCACAACUACGCGAGAGUAAACCACAUAGACCUUGAGCAAGACCUCACGGUGGACGAGUACUACUCGGUGAAGUCCGGGCUAAGAAUAAUUCUAAGCAAAAUCAAGAGCCCCAAAAUAUAUGGCUACUUCACCCUACUGACGGAGGCAGAAAAUGACGAGGGGUUGCCACACACCCUGGAGCAUCUGAUAUUUUUGGGAAGCCACAAGUACCCAUACAAAGGUCUCCUGGACUCAUUAGCAUAUAAAUGUCUAUCCGAAGGAACCAAUGCCUGGACCUCAAUCGAUCACACAUGCUACACGAUAGAGACCUUUGGCAUGGAAGGAUUUAAUGAUAUGUUUUUAUCAGAAGUACAUCACAUAUAUGAAAAUGGAACACAUAACGGAGUGGUUUAUUCAGAAAUGAAAUCUAUAGAAAAUAAUUGUGAAAAUAUUAUCGAGAGGACAGUUAUUAUGAACCUAUAUCCAAAUGAGAAGAGUGGAUAUAGGUUCGAGACAGGUGGUACUUUGGAUGGGUUGAGAAAAACAAAUAAUGAUCGCGUUAGGGAAUACUUCAAGAAAUUUUAUACCCUAGAUAACUUUGCCAUUAUAAUUUUUGGAAAUUUUAACAAUGACGAUAUUUUGAAUAUCAUUCACGAGUUCGAGCAGUACCACUUGGAGUUGAACCCGGCGCAGGUCCGGGGCGGGGCGGACGCGGCAAAGGCGGAGGCGGUAAAGGCGGAAGCGGUAAAGGCGGACACGGUAAAGACGGACACGGCGGACGCGGCAAAGGCGGACACGGCGGACGCGGCGGACGCGGCAACGGCGGAGCAACUGUUCAUAAGGCACAUGCAAAGCCCCAAGAGACCCUGGAGCGAAGAGUGCAACGUCGAAAGGAGGAGCGACUCCAGAAUUGUAAAAAAGUAUUACCCGUGCAAUAACCUGAACAACGGCCAGGUGUGCAUCGCGUGGAGGGGGUGCGACUGGGCCGACUUCCACACCAAGCUGGCCAUAUCCCUACUGGGGAACUACCUCACCGACUUGACCACCUCCCCCGUGAGCAAGCGCCUACUGGAGGAUAAGGAAAACACGUACUGCAGCAGCCUGGACUUCGCCCUGGAGGACUUGAAAGGCAAUUACUUCACCAUCGACAUUUACGACGUGGUGUACAAGUUUAGGGUGGCCAGCGGGGCGGACAGGCAGCCACAAACGGGGCAGCAACAAGCGGAGCAGCAACAAGCGGAGCAGCAACAGAGGGAGGAGCAACAGACGGAGCAGCAACAGACGGAGCAGCAACAGAGGGAGGAGCAACAGACGGAGCAGCAACAGACGGAGCAGCAACAGACGGAGCAGCAACAGAGGGAGGAGCAACAAACGGAGCAGCAACAGAGGGAGGAACAACAGACAGAACAACCGCGCACGGAGCAGAGACAGACAGAACAACCGCUCCCGGAGCAACCGCUCCCGGAGCAACCGCAACAGCCGCAGGGGAAGUCGCCCAGGGUGUACGACCCCAAGAUGAACGAGGUAGGGGAAAUAACGCGCAAGUGCCUGCAGCAGGUCCUGGAAGAGCCGCUCAACAUGGACCGCCUGAAGAAUAUCAUUGUCCGGUCCUACUUGCAGCACCUCAAAGACCUGGAGGCAGCCCCACAGUACCUCCUAAACGAAUUUAUCAUAAAAUAUUUUAUCUAUGGAAAGGAGAAAGAGGACCUUAACAACUGCCUGAAUUUGAAAAAGGCAUACGUGGAUUUAUUGGGAGAAAAGGAGGAAUAUUGGAAGGAGGUGCUGAAGAAAUUCUUCGUGGAAAAUAACUACGUGGAGGUGAGGUGCUACCCCAGUUACAAAAAGGCCAAGCAGAUUGAACUCUUCGAACGAAACCUAAUCGAAAGUGAACAGAAGAAAUAUGGGAAGGAGAAGCUUCAGGAUAUGGCUAAGCACAUUAGGAAAAUAAAGGAGAGCUUUGAGAAGAAGCCUCCCAAGAGCUCUCUCAAUGUGGUGGACUCUGCCAAGCCGCAGAACGUGCUAAUUGAGGGUCUCACGGUGUUCCGUAACUUCGAGCUUUUGCAAAAGGGGGAGGGGAAAACAGACACCUCGUUGGAAGUUUCGGAGAGUGAUACAGACACCUCCCAUGAUGUGUCCUGUGAAAACGCCAAGCUGUUGAACUCCCUCGAAGGGGAUCUCAAGAGAGUGAUUUUCCCAAUUCAGCUGAGCCAUAUUCCAUCCAAUUUCGUAUCCAUAAAUGUGCUAAUAAACUCGAUCAACGUAGACGAGGAGUUAAAGAAGUAUAUUCCCCUAUUGAGUUACCUCCUUUUCGAAACAGACGUAGAGGUGAACGGGACCAACGUAAAGUGUGAGUUGUUCACGGAGGAACUCAUUAGACACACAAUCAACUACUGUUGUAACUACGGACUGGGAGGAAAUGCAAAAAAUUUCAGAGCAGGUAGCUUAGGAAAUAUACUUUGUAUACAGAUUGUAGGUCUGUACGAGCAUUAUGAGAAAUUAUUUGAUCUCCUUUUUCUGUCCAUCUUUAAAAUGAGCUUAACUAUAGAGAGAAUGGAAAUCAUCCUCAAAUCAGCCUACCAAAAUUUGUUGCAAAAAAAAACGAAACCAAAGACGUUGGUAAUUAAUAUGGAAUACGCUCUUCGCUACCUGAAGAGUAGCACCUCGGGUAUUGUUUCUAUUGGACAACAAGAAAUGAUUCUUGAGCUAAUUGAGGAUAAGAACAACUUGUCGGAGUUGUACGAUAAGGUUAACACUUUGAAGGGGCAGCUCUUCGAUUUAAAUAACUUCGUCAUCGCCAUUGAUGCGAAUUUUUGCAAAAUUACGAAUGUUUUUUCGUGGUACGAUCGCUGGUUUAGGAUUCCCUCUCCUGGGGAGCAAAGCGCUGCCUCAUCAGAACUGCAUAAAAGGAACUACGCGGUGAAUGCCCCAGUCACGGAAUUCACGUUCAACCAGGCGGGCGCCGCCAACCCUGCGAAUGUCGCCAACCCUGCAAACGCCGGCAACCCUACGAACGCCGCCAACCCUACGAACGCCGCCAACCCCACGAACGCCGCCAACCCUACGAAUGCCGCCAACCCCAUAAAUGCCGCCAACCCCGCGAAUGCCGCCAACCCUACAAACGCCGCGCCGGGGGAGAAGAAGCCUGACUGCUAUUUCGACAUGGCCAUCGGCAGCGGCGCGGAGUCGAAAGGAGAAACGAAGGGAAGUACCCCCCAGGAUGGAGAAAAUAACCCACAAAUGUGUGAAACGAGUAAGCAGAAGAGUGUCGACAAGUAUAUAUGCCUAGGCCCCAGUGUGCAUAAAAGCUUAAAGGAGUACCUAAACGCCGAGCUCGAAAUGGAGGACAAAAAUUUCAAACUCAAUUUGGUGAAAGAGAAAGCAUACAAUGGAGUCCUGUGCGGACUUAAGAGCACGGAUGUUUCUUACCUGAAGCUGACUGUUAAGGUACCCGCAGGAUAUGAACACGACGAUUAUUGUGCACUCUUGCUCCUACGUGAAUUUUUCUGCAUGACAGAAGGACCACUCUACAAUAGCAUUCGAGGAGGAGGAUUCGCAUAUGAAUGUGCACUGGAUUUUAACUCUAUCCAUGGAGAGCUAAGCUUACGUAUUUUUAGAUCAAGUGAUAUAAUUAGCGCCCUGAAAGAAGCAUUACACAUUUUUGAUUACUACUGUAAAAAUGAAAUGAAGGAGGAAGAAAUUUCACUCGCGAAGAGCAGUGCUUACUACACCAUAUUCAACAAUCAAGAAACUGUAUCGGAUAGAGCCUCGCAAACUAUUUUCUUGAGUAUAAAAAAUUUGCCGUUAAAUUUUUAUGACAAUUUGUUAAGGAAAAUUGAAAAUAUGACGACGAAAGAUCUCCAGGUUAUUUGCAACAAGUAUCUGUCUCGAAUUGUAAAUUUCAAAAUUGACAGGAGUAAUGCACUUAUCGGUUCUACUCUCUGUAUCGUAUGCUGCUCCGAUAGGAUAGAGGAGAUCCUUGGCAGCCUUAGGAAGGACGUUAAGGUGGGCCCCAUAUGCUCUCUCAGCGUCGCGCAGCUUUUCCACUUUUUGAAGGACUACGACAUGGCCGCGGCGCUUGGCACGGGGGGGGCCACGGUCGACAUGAUUAGCGGGGCGGCGGUCGAUCAGCUUGGCGGGGCGCCGGUCGAUAUGAUUCGCCGUGCAGUGGCCAGGCCCGUCUGCUCCGCCAACGUGGACGACGAUGAGGAUGACGAUGACGACGAGGAUGACGAUGAUGAUUAUGGCGAUGAUGGUUAUGGCGAUGGUGGCUAUGGCGAUGGUGGUAGCCCUGUUGGGGGGGACGACUACUCCGCUUCGUCCGCCGACUCCACCUGCUCCGUGUUGUCCGAGGACGAUAGCUACCCGGGGUACUCCGAGGGGUAG